Molecule: messenger RNA, 594 nt
Organism: Exophiala bonariae
Lineage: Eukaryota; Fungi; Ascomycota; Eurotiomycetes; Chaetothyriales; Herpotrichiellaceae
Exons: 1
Coding region: 1-594 (197 amino acids)
Source: RefSeq, a predicted model, not a curated record
AUGGUUCUAACCAAGAAGUUCCUCAUUCUGGUCACCUUCCUUUGCAGCCUCGUCAACGCUCACACGUUUCUGCUUCACCCUCGCCACGAUGAUGAACAUGAGCACGACCACAAUGACACCUCAGGAACUGGUGCAGGACACGACAUGAGCCACGGUGCUUUCAACUUUACUCCAUCCGGCAUUGAAUGGCCUCAAUGUCUGCGCGACUGCUGCAAUAGUUUCUUCGAGUUCUUCCCCGAGCCAGUAAACAACCCACUAUGCGUCAACCAGGACUUCAAUACCAACGUCACUACUUGUGUAGCUCAGAACUGCACCACCUUCGAGCAAGGAGCAUAUGUGGCUGUUGCAACUAUCGAAUGUCCAGCAGAUCGAGAUGACCCGGUCGAUGUCACAACGAAUGGUACGAUACUGGCACUUCAGGCUGCUGGUGGAGAGCCACAGAACUGUACAGCUGUGGACAACUCCUCCAUAUCAUGCGAAAAUGGGACACAAACGGGCUCAGGGAGCUCUGGGUCUGCCGCAUCGGGUCUCACUGUAUCAUUGCAAAGCCCAGUGGGGCUCGCAGCGCUGGUUGGCCUCCUCACCUGUCUUUGA